Ziziphus jujuba (common jujube) is the source of this 3838-nucleotide messenger RNA. RefSeq names its product ubiquitin carboxyl-terminal hydrolase 5. The coding region runs from base 206 to 3055 and encodes 949 amino acids. The transcript is spliced from 14 exons. Gene Ontology annotation, molecular function: cysteine-type deubiquitinase activity. NCBI's taxonomy places the organism in Eukaryota, Viridiplantae, Streptophyta, Magnoliopsida, Rosales, Rhamnaceae. Gene Ontology annotation, biological process: protein deubiquitination. The record is from RefSeq and is a predicted model, not a curated record.
GAAAAAAAAUCCACUAUUAAAAAAAAAAAAAAAAAAAGGCAUGAUAUGAUUACAUCCUCUCUGGCCUCUUAACGCCUUGUUUGGUCACUCAGAAAGAACAAAACCCUGGAGAACGAAAACAAAUCAUAACAAUCUCAAUUCAUUUCCAUUAAUAUCGUUCGAGAGAGAGAGAGAGACAGAGAGACAGAGAGAGAGAGAGAGAGAGAUGGCGGAGGUGUCGAUGUGCAGUAGCAGCAGCAGCUCGGAGCUGACACCGGAUGAAGAGAGGAUAGUGAUAAGGGACAUUGCCUUGACUGCCGAAGCUAACAGCAAAGAGGGCGAUACAUUUUAUUUGAUCACCCAAAGAUGGUGGCAACAUUGGAUUGAAUAUGUGAAUCGUGAUGAGCCAAAUAACCUAAAUGAUGCCUCCUCCUUGUCUGAGCAUUGUGAUUCAGUUGGAACAAGUACCUUAAAAAGGCCUUCAGGUAUCGAUAAUUCUGACUUGAUAUAUGAUGCAACAUCGGAGGACUCCAAUGCAGGAACUGAGAUACAUGAUACUCUACUAGAGGGCCGUGAUUAUGUAUUGCUCCCUCAUGAAGUUUGGAACCAAUUGCAUACAUGGUAUGGAGGUGGUCCAACACUGGCAAGAAAGGUAAUUAGUUCAGGUCUGUCUCAGACAGAGUUGACUGUGGAAGUUUAUCCUCUGCGCCUUCAAUUACUUAUGAUGCCAAAAGGUGAUCGCUCUACUAUAAGAAUAAGCAAGAAGGAAACCAUUGGAGAGCUUCAUAGGAGAGCUUGUGAGAUUUUCGAUCUUAAAGCUGAACAAGUGUGCAUCUGGGAUUUCUAUGGACGCCAAAAACAUGCUUUGAUGAACGACAUGGAUAAAACACUUGAUGAUGCUAAUGUUCAGAUGGAUCAAGAUAUUCUGGUGGAAGUCCUUAACCAUGCCAAUGCUAUUGGAUCGGGUGGCUGCAUGAGUUCUGUUCAGUACAAUGGAUCUCUUGAGAAGGAAGCGACCUCUAUUCUUGUAGAGCCUUCUAAGUCAAGCUUAUCAAUUGCAGGAGGGUUAUCCGCUAGCAAGGGUGCAUCAAAAAGCUACAACACUGAGAUUGCACAGAGUCAAAGCCUGCCUUCUCCAGCUAGGGAGUCGGAUAAUGCUCAUGGGAUUGUUGGUGUUAGUACAAGGGGCUCUACUGGUGGUUUGACUGGAUUGCUAAACCUUGGAAAUACUUGUUUCAUGAAUAGUGCUAUACAGUGCCUUGUUCAUACACCAGAAUUUGCCAGAUAUUUUCGGGAAGACUAUCAUCAAGAGAUAAAUUGGCAAAACCCUCUGGGCAUGGUCGGUGAGCUAGCUUUGGCAUUUGGUGAGCUACUACGGAAGCUGUGGGCACCUGGACGAACACCAGUGGCUCCUCGGCCUUUCAAAGCAAAGCUUGCUCGCUUUGCUCCUCAAUUUAGUGGCUACAAUCAGCAUGAUUCUCAGGAGCUUUUAGCUUUCUUACUAGAUGGUCUUCAUGAAGAUCUGAAUCGUGUUAAACAUAAACCCUACAUAAAAUCUAGAGAUGCUGAUGGCCGACCUGAUGAAGAAGUUGCUGAUGAGUAUUGGGCCAAUCACAUUGCUCGUAAUGAUUCUAUAAUUGUCGAUGUGUGCCAAGGUCAAUACAAGUCAACUUUGGUUUGCCCAGUGUGCAAUAAAGUAUCUGUCACAUUUGAUCCCUUCAUGUACCUUUCACUGCCGCUCCAGUCUACCACUACCCGAACUAUGACGGUGACAGUGUUUACAUGUGAUGGAAGUGCAUUACCAUAUGCUUGUACUGUGACCGUUCCCAAGCAGGGACGCUGCAGGGACCUGAUCCAGGCACUUACUGGUGCUUGUUCCUUGAAGCACAAUGAGAAGCUUUUGCUUGUGGAGAUACACAACCAUUUGAUUCAGAGAUUUUUAGAAGACCCAUUAAUAUCGUUGUCCACUAUCAAAGAUGAUGACCAUCUUGUUGCCUACAAGACUUCAAAGCUGUUGAAGAAAACUAAAUAUCUUCAGCUGAUGCACCGUCAUGGAGAGCAAGGUGCUAGUGAUAAGCAGACUUCAUCAGGCUGGAAACCUUAUGGAACACCUCUUGUCUCCUUAAUCUCAUGUGAUGAUGAAAUUACGAGAGGCAAUAUACAGACAAUGGUUCAAAAAAUGCUUUCUCCUAUGCUAAGAAGUGAGAGUCUGGGUCAUGCUGAUGUAUCUGAUACUAGCAUCUCUGCUGCAGUUUCAGAACCUUGUCUUGAUUUAACUUCUGGUGAAGCAUGUACUGACUCCAAUGUUUCUCAUUCAGAUGAUGUCACUAAUUCUAAAGCAGCAUUGCCAAAACUACCUCUUCAGUUGGUUGAUGAAAAUAAUGCAUUCAUUGAUCUGUUAAUGGAGCAAGAAAAAAUAAUUAAGCUUCCCUCAACAUCAACAGCAAUACUUAUAUAUAUUGAUUGGUCCCAGAAUCUCUUGGAGAAGUAUGAUACUCACUACCUAGAAAACUUACCAGAGGUGUUUAAAUAUGGACCUGUUACAAAGAAGGCUCGCAGUGAACCUCUCUCCUUGUACACCUGCUUAGAAGCUUUUCUACGUGAAGAACCACUGGUGCCUGAAGAUAUGUGGUACUGUCCACAGUGCAAAGAGCGGCGGCAAGCAAGCAAAAAGCUUGAUUUGUGGAGACUUCCAGAAGUGUUGGUCAUCCAUUUAAAGAGAUUCUCAUACAGCAGAUCAAUGAAGCAUAAGCUAGAAACUUUUGUUAACUUUCCUGUUCAUGACUUUGAUGUAACACAUUAUGUAGCCAAUAAAAACAACUCCCAGCGCCAACUCUAUGAACUCUAUGCUUUAACAAACCAUUAUGGUAGCAUGGGUAGUGGUCACUACACAGCACACAUCAAGCUUCUAGAUGAGAAUAAGUGGUAUAGCUUUGAUGAUAGUCAUAUAUCACCAAUAAAUGAAGAAGAUGUGAAGUCAUCUGCCGCAUAUGUCCUCUUCUAUCGACGGGUGAAGACAGAAGAUGCAAAUGUCAGUAAUGGGGUCCAGGACAACAUCGUUUUUUCACAGAAGUAGACUUUGUUGGUUUUUGAGUUCUUGCCAAAAAGGGUGUGGUGCCCAGAGCUGGUCCUACGGAUUAUUUAUUGUUCAUAACUGUAUGGGUUAUGGGACUCCCUGGAAAAGAUAUUGUUGUUCAAGGGGGAAUGAAUUCAGGUAGCUCAGAAGAAAAGGAGGAAUGAAAUUGUAGCGGUAACCUAUGAUUGUUUAUAAAGAUAAUGGAUAGUUGUAGCAAGUUUUGGUAACUAAAAGGAACUGAAUAGAGCUGCUGUUGAUACCAAGGCCUUCCUAUGCGAGUAGACAUGACCGGUGCUUAUGGUUUGCAUGGUCCGUACUAUGCGACCUGGCCUGGCAUUGUUAUUCUCAUUUCUUAUGACACAGGGUAACCAAUUAGACAGUGGCCGACUUUAAUAAUAUAGUACAAUGACAUAUCUUUCCAUAUAUUAUAUAUAGAGUAGUUUUAUGGUGCGGAUCACAUCAAAGCGGCGAUUUUUGUUUUUUUUUUAAAAAAAACGUCGGCUUUGUUGUGUAUACUGUGUACACAUACAUAGCAAAACCGAGGUUUUUUUUCCUUUUAUCCAAAAAGCAUCGGUUUUGGUGUGGUUUACAUGCGGAUAGUCCGCACCAUAGAAUUUCCCAUUAUAUAUAUAUAUAUAUAUAUUUGAUAGAUAAGAAUAAAUCUGAUUUUUCUUUGUUUAUCCUUUUGCUUAUUUUGGUUUGUGCGUCAUGUAACUUGCCUAUGAACGUUGAUGGAAGAAAAUCAAACUAAUCGACUAGACGGGUCAACAACCCAUAUACUUA